Molecule: messenger RNA, 4911 nt
Organism: Closterium sp. NIES-65
Lineage: Eukaryota; Viridiplantae; Streptophyta; Zygnematophyceae; Desmidiales; Closteriaceae
Source: the annotation of a GenBank genome assembly
AUGACCCGGACCAAAGAUACGCCCUUAUACAUGCAACGGGCCUGCUACCAGAUCAUCACCACGCGCACGCCCAAGGCAAGCAGAUCGCUGUCGCCUCUCGCGCGCGCAAGAGCGAUCGUGACGCGCACCGUGUCGUAUCGCCGCGCGCCCGCGGCCAUAGCGCGUCACGGCCCAUCUGCACGGCCCAUCUGCACUGCCCAUCUGCACGGCCCCACUCACUCUCACAACCCGCCGCGUCUGCUAACGCACGCACCUUGCGAUCGCCCCCGGGGUGCGUCGCGAGGCCCGCCCGCCCGCUCACACUCGCUGCGCCUCCCCACGCACCGUUCCUCCUCGCCCCCGGGCAUCAUUGCACCGCGGCGAGUGCGAGCGAGGGCGGGCACAGGGAAGCUCGUGCAUAGCGGCACAGGGAAGCUCGUGCAUAGCGGCACAGGGAAGCUCGUGCAUAGCGGCACAGGGAAGCUCGUGCAUAGCGGCACAGGGAAGCUCGUGCAUAGCGGCACAGGGAAGCUCGUGCAUAGCGGCACAGGGAAGCUCGUGCAUAGCGGCACAGGGAAGCUCGUGCAUAGCGGCACAGGGAAGCUCGUGCAUAGCGGCACAGGGAAGCUCGUGCAUAGCGGCACAGGGAAGCUCGUGCAUAGCGGCACAGGGAAGCUCGUGCAUAGCGGCACAGGGAAGCUCGUGCAUAGCGGCACAGGGAAGCUCGUGCAUAGCGGCACAGGGAAGCUCGUGCAUAGCGGCACAGGGAAGCUCGUGCAUAGCGGCACAGGGAAGCUCGUGCAUAGCGGCACAGGGAAGCUCGUGCAUAGCGGCACAGGGAAGCUCGUGCAUAGCGGCACAGGGAAGCUCGUGCAUAGCGGCACAGGGAAGCUCGUGCAUAGCGGCACAGGGAAGCUCGUGCAUAGCGGCACAGGGAAGCUCGUGCAUAGCGGCACAGGGAAGCUCGUGCAUAGCGGCACAGGGAAGCUCGUGCAUAGCGGCACAGGGAAGCUCGUGCAUAGCGGCACAGGGAAGCUCGUGCAUAGCGGCACAGGGAAGCUCGUGCAUAGCGGCACAGGGAAGCUCGUGCAUAGCGGCACAGGGAAGCUCGUGCAUAGCGGCACAGGGAAGCUCGUGCAUAGCGGCACAGGGAAGCUCGUGCAUAGCGGCACAGGGAAGCUCGUGCAUAGCGGCACAGGGAAGCUCGUGCAUAGCGGCACAGGGAAGCUCGUGCAUAGCGGCACAGGGAAGCUCGUGCAUAGCGGCACAGGGAAGCUCGUGCAUAGCGGCACAGGGAAGCUCGUGCAUAGCGGCACAGGGAAGCUCGUGCAUAGCGGCACAGGGAAGCUCGUGCAUAGCGGCACAGGGAAGCUCGUGCAUAGCGGCACAGGGAAGCUCGUGCAUAGCGGCACAGGGAAGCUCGUGCAUAGCGGCACAGGGAAGCUCGUGCAUAGCGGCACAGGGAAGCUCGUGCAUAGCGGCACAGGGAAGCUCGUGCAUAGCGGCACAGGGAAGCUCGUGCAUAGCGGCGCCUCGUGCAUAGCGGCACAGGGAAGCUCGUGCAUAGCGGCACAGGGAAGCUCCGGCACAGGGAAGCUCGUGCAUAGCGGCACAGGGAAGCUCGUGCAUAGCGGCACAGGGAAGCUCGUGCAUAGCGGCACAGGGAAGCUCGUGCAUAGCGGCACAGGGAAGCUCGUGCAUAGCGGCACAGGGAAGCUCGUGCAUAGCGGCACAGGGAAGCUCGUGCAUAGCGGCACGCGAAUAGAACCUAGGCGGCCCUCACGGGGUGAGUCGCCCCACUGCAUUCCCUCCAUUCCCCUCCUUCCAUUCCCCUCCUUCCAUUUCCCCCCUUCCAUUCUCCCUCCUUCCAUUUCCCUCCUUCCAUUUCCCUACUUCCAUUCCCUUCCUUCCAUUGCCCUCCUUCCAUUCCCCUCCCCCUCCUUCCCUUCUGCCCUUCCCUUCCUGCCCUUCUCUUCCCGCGCUUCCCGUACCACCCUUCCGUCCCUGCCCUCCCAUCUCUCCCUCCUGCCCUCCCAUCUCUCCCUCCUGCCCUCCCAUCUCCCCGCCCUGCCACCCGUCUCCCCCCUGCCCUCCCAUCUCCCCGCCCUGCCACCCGUCUCCCCCCUGCCCUCCCAUCUCCCCGCCCUGCCAUCCCGUCUCCCCCCUGCCCUCCCAUCUCCCCGCCCUGCCGUCCCGUCUCCCCCCUGCCCUCCCAUCUCCCCGCCCUGCCGUCCCGAGCAAGGCGGCCAUCAGUGCAUGCGGCCCGCCAUGGCGUCGCUGCCCUCCUCCUCCUACCUCGUCGCCGGCUUGCUUGGCCGCCCCGGCGCUGCCAAGGCCAUGGCGCGCACCGACGCCGCGCCCGCGGAUGCGGCCACCGCGGGCAGCAGCGGGGGGGCGGGCAGUGGCGAGGGCGGGCAGUGGUACUUCAGCCGCGAGCACAUCGAGAAGCACUCGCCGUCGCGUGCUGAUGGCAUUGACUUGCGGCGUGAGACGUAUCUGCGCCGCUCCUACUGCACCUUCCUGCAGGACCUCGGCAUGCGCCUCCGCGUGUACACCCUCACCCCCCACCCCACCCCCGCGCCUCACGCCCUUCCCCCGCGCCUCGUGCCCUUCCACCGCGCCUCAUGCCCUUCCCCCGCGCCUCAUGCCCUUCCCCCGCGCCUCAUGCCCUUCCCCCGCGCCUCAUGCCCUUCCCCCGCGCCUCAUGCCCUUCCACCGCGCCUCAUGCCCUUCCCCCGCGCCUCGUGCCCUUCCACCGCGCUUCAUGCCCUUCCCCCGCGCCUCAUGCCCUUCCACCGCGCCUCAUGCCCUUCCACCGCGCCUCAUGCCCUUCCCCCGCCCCUCACGCCGUUCCCCCGCCUCAACCGUUGCUCUUGCCUGACCUGCUCGCAUGCAUUGGGCAAAUGGCCCGCCAGUCUGCUCGCAUGCAUUGGACAAAUGGCCCGCCAGCCGCAGAUAACGAUAGCGACGGCCAUCGUGUUCUGCCAUCGCUUCUUCAUGCGCCAGUCGCACGCCAAGAACGACCGCUAUGCGAUAGCGACGGUGUGCAUGUUCCUGGCGGGCAAGGUGGAGGAGACGCCGCGCGCGCUCAGGGAGGUAGUGCAGAAGAGCCUCGACGCGCAGGCCCGGAAGGACCCCGCCGCCGCUGCCAAGCUGCCCCACAAGGAGGAGCAGCAGAGGGAGGUGGUGCUGGUGGGCGAGGGGCUGGUGCUGGCGACGCUGGGGUUCGACCUGAACGUGGCGCACGCCUACAAGCCCCUCGUGGCCGCCGUCAAGCGCUUCAAGGUCGCCCAGCAGGCCCUCGCCCAGGUCGCCUGGAACUUCAUCAACGACGGGCUGCGCACGUCGCUGUGUCUGCAGGUGCGCGCGGAGCAGUUCGCGGCGGGCGCCAUCAGCCUGGCGGCCAAGUUCCUGCGAGUCAAGCUGCCGGGCGACAGCGACUCACCCUGGUGGGCCGACUUCAACGUCUCGCCCAAACUGCUCCACGACGUGAGUGUGCAGUUGCUGGAGCUGUACGAGCAGGUGCGCCUCGCCCCCAACCCCACCUACAACGCCUCCACUGCCAUCGCUCCCUCCGCUGCUGCUGCCGCCCGUGGCACCUCCCGUGGGGCCGCGUCCUCCCUCUCCUCGCAACCCCCCCUGCCAUCCGCCACCACCACCAGCAGCAGCGCCCCCUCGCAGGGGAGGGCGUCCGCUGGCGGCUUUAGUGACUCACGCGGCGCUGCUGCUGGCGGCGGGGCUGUGGGCGCGCAGGGGGCGAGGAGGCACAGUGACGGGGAGAGGGAGCGAAACGUGGAGAGAGGCGGACAGCGGGAGAGUGAUCGCAGGAGGGAGCGGGAGGCGGUGAAGGGCAGGGAUGGGAGGGCGGGUGGUAGCGUGGGAGGUGAGGGUGGCGCGAGUGGGGAUGGCGCGAGGAGGGCGGGUGAGGCAGGCACAGUGGAGGAGAGGGGAGGGCGGCAGAGUGGGGGCGACUCAGAUCACGGCGGAAAGGGUGGGGAGUCACAGAGGCGAGGCGGGGAUGGAGCAGUGAAGGAAAGGGAAGGGGGAGAAGGCAGAAGGGGCAGUGGGGGAAGCAAAGAGGGCGUGGAGGAGGAGGAUGGGGAGAUAGGCGAGUGGUCAGGCGGGCAGGUGGAGGAGCAUGGCAGCCCACCUCAAGGGGGGCCGGGCAAGGGGGGGCGGGGCAGUGCGGUGGAUAAGGGCGAAGGGGCGGAGGGGUGGAGGAAGAGGAGGUGGGGUGGGGAGGAGGAGAUGGAGUAUGAGGCGAUGCUGGCUGACGUGGACGUGGGGGCGCGAGGCACGGGGGGCGUGAGGGAGAGGGAGAGAGGCAGGAAUGAGACGCAGCAGCAGUGGAGUGGGGUGAGGGAUGGGAGUGGGGAGAGGCGGCAGCAGGUGAGGGCUCACGUGGCGUCUGUGGAGGGAGGGGCGGGUCGUGACGGGGCAGGCGGUGCGGGCAGGAGGGAGGAGGGCGAGGAGGGCGAGGAGGGCGAGGAGGGCGAGGCGGGCGAGAUAGGGGAGGCGGGGGAGGUGGGUGUGGAGGAGCGGGGCCGGGGGGAUGCGGAGGAUGGUGGGCGCGCAGAAGGCAGGGGGCGGCGGGGUGGCAUGGAUGUGAACCAGCAUGAAGGGGCGGAGCGCAGUGGCAUGGAUUUGAACCGCGCCGCGGAGGAGCCAGCAGCAGUGCGCAGCAGGGGUGGGGCGAGCAGCCGAGGGCUCUCCGGUGCUGCUGGAGGCAGCAGUGCUGCUGGUAGAGCCGACCAACGGGCGUCAAAUGACGGAGAGGAGCACAGAGGGGUGCCUCACGGUGCGUUGAGGCGAGUUAGAGAUGCGGACGAGGCUGGCGAUGGCGAUGGUGAUGGCGAUGGGGAGAGUGGGAGUGGGAGACACAGGAGUGGUGGCGAGUGGGGACGGCACAAGAAGGCUCGCAUGGACCCAUGA